GUCCUUCUGCUGCUGCUGCUUACAGAGCAUCAGCCCUGUGCAGAGGAAGUGCACACUUCUGUCAACACACACACACACACACCUACAAGAGCCAGAAGUGAGGACUUGUGGCUCCUGUCCCGGAAAACACACAAGAGGACACAGAAGUCAGAGACCAUGAUCAAACGCAAACUGAGCUUCAAGUGGUUUGGUAGUCUCACCAGCCUCCGGCGGAAAUCAGACACCCAGAAGGACGAUGUCAAAGAGGUGUCCACCGACGAUAUGGGCAUGCAUCCACGGAGCCCGAGCUACGCCAGCUCCAGUGAAAAUUACACGCACAUGGGCACCAUGCCACGAAACCCGAAGAAGGACAAAAGCUUGAAGAAGAGCAAGUCCAAGGACAAGAACAACCUGAGUCAGAGUCAAAGCAUGAGACCUCUGCAGGACCAGGUCGUUGAUUCCCCACUUCUCAGCGUCCUCUCCGGGAAGGGCCUGGAGGUCCUGGAGAACCCCAUCCCAGAGGACAAGCCUGUUGCUGGAACCAGAGAAAAUCCCAUUCAGAAUCGAAACCUUCCAGCUCCACCGACUGUGGAUGGACACUCAACAAUACUGGAAAGUGAAGAUCAGGAGCCGUUAGUCGACUCAUCUUGCUACAUGAGCAUGAAGGUGUUGCUACGUGAGGACGAGCUACGUGUUGAUCCACCAAAUGCAUGUCUAGAAUCUUCACCAGAUCUAAGUGUGCCAGACAAAGAGCCAGACAUCCAGCCAGUGCUGCCCAAGAAGAGACAUAAAGAAGGAAACGCCUCCAUGAAGGAUGCUGAGGAGCUCCAGGUGGAUGGUCAUCUGAUUCAGUUACCUCUGAAACACGGCAGUCGGGUGGAGCAGAAGCAAGCAGUGGAGGAAGAGGCUAAAAUAGGACCAGACUGCAAACAAGACAGUCAGGAGGAGAAAGAGCCUAACAGAACAGAAACUUUUGUUCAACACACUUUGGAUCACUUUGACUGAUGAAGACUGAAGUGCCGAGGGCAUUCAUACAAUGUCUCCUCAGUGUGUUUGGCUGUGGUUUCCGCACACUUCUGCUUUGCUGAAACUUUUCCCAUGAUGAAAGCUGUUUCUUAGCUUGAUCUGAAAGUGAAUUUGUUGUUGCUCAUUUAUCAAAGCACCUUGUUUAAAGCUCUUCCCAUGCUUUAAUCAAGGUUGUUUCUCUCACACACGCACAGUUAAAAAAAAAAAAAAAAAAA
Carassius auratus (goldfish) is the source of this 1220-nucleotide messenger RNA. RefSeq names its product SH2 domain-containing protein 3C-like. Bases 157 to 984 code for a protein of 275 amino acids. The record is from RefSeq and is a predicted model, not a curated record. The transcript is spliced from 3 exons. NCBI's taxonomy places the organism in Eukaryota, Metazoa, Chordata, Actinopteri, Cypriniformes, Cyprinidae.